This is a messenger RNA of Daphnia magna, 2453 nucleotides long. RefSeq lists its product as uncharacterized. The record is from RefSeq and is a predicted model, not a curated record. The transcript has 5 exons. Gene Ontology annotation, cellular component: IRE1-TRAF2-ASK1 complex. Gene Ontology annotation, biological process: protein phosphorylation; IRE1-mediated unfolded protein response; intrinsic apoptotic signaling pathway in response to endoplasmic reticulum stress. NCBI's taxonomy places the organism in Eukaryota, Metazoa, Arthropoda, Branchiopoda, Diplostraca, Daphniidae. Bases 117 to 2132 code for a protein of 671 amino acids. Gene Ontology annotation, molecular function: cysteine-type endopeptidase activity; ATP binding; RNA endonuclease activity.
AUCUCCAUAUCGAAGAACACACACACACACACACACACACAAAACGUUUACGAAAGAAUAGGAGAGAAUCAAGCUUCUUCCGACUCGGACAGUGUUUUUUGUAAUUCGAACGAAAAAUGACCGACCAAUGCCAAGAAGACUCAUUGAAAGAGAUUGACAGUUCUAGACACCCUGGUACGACCAACAGCCAGAAAAGAAGGCGCAAUGCGGCGGAGAAGGAGACCACUUCAACUGACGAGGAAAUAAGAGAACCAGUGCGUGAAGGGGAUGACUGCAAGCUUUUCUGCAUUUGCACUGGAAAGGAAAACGACGUUCCCCAAUAUUUGUACGUUCCCCACUUUCAAAAGAAAGAAAACAAGAGACCAAUUUAUCAGGGGUACUACAAGUGCGAUGUUCCAGCUGCCAUCGUACAGAUAGAACUGCUCCGUAGCGGUACGACCAAAAAAGAAAUUGAUCGAGAGCUUCUAAUAUUGAAAGAACUGGAGGUCCACGAAAAUUUUAUUCGCUAUUUUACUCACGAGAUGAACAAGGACUUCGUGUUCAUUGCAACAGAACUGUGUCUGUGUUCAGUUGCAGACCUUUUAGAUCCAGCUCUCGAGGAGGAAAUCCCAGAGAAAGAAGCAAUUCUGUUGGAUUUACAAGCGAAAGAAAUCCUGCGCCAGGCAACGAGAGGACUCAGCUACUUACACCAAAACAACUUCGUCCAUCGCAACAUCAAACCCAAUAACUUUCUUAUUAAAGAUGUUAAAACAGGCGACAAAUCAUGUCGAUUUGUAGUUAAAAUAACUGAUUUUCGCCUAACCAGAAAGCGUGAUCCUCAUAAGAACUUGCAGUUAUCGGGGUCGGUUGCAUCAGAAGGAUGGGAGGCACCGGAAAGCAGAGAUUUGACAAAAGAUCUCAGCACAAAAUUGGACGUCUUCAUUCUCGGUUGUUUCUAUCACUAUGUCCUGGUUGCACUGUCGAAGAAUGAAGCCAACAAAGGAAAGCCCAGACAUCCAUUCGGAGACAGCAGUAAUACGCGUACGGAUAACAUUAACAAUAUAGAUUAUUUCUCUGAGAGAGAGCUUCCAUUCGUUUCCAAUGAUGAGGAAGAGGCAAAAGUGGUAGAUCUUAUAAAGAAGAUGUUGAAGUUCAACGAGGAGGAACGUCCAACAUUACAACAAGUUCUUGCCGAUCCUUAUUUCAUGCCUUCCGAAGAUUACAACAUAUAUAAGUCUGCGAUACCCGGUCUUUGUGUUAUCUUUAACCAGGAAGAAUUCGAAAAUGGAGAGGUCCGUAAAGGAAGCGAGAGGGACCGAAAUAAGUUAAAGGAAACAUUUAACAAACUGGGUUUUAAAACUAUAAUUUAUAAUGAUCAAAGUUCAUAUGCUUUGAAAACUGAAAUCAAGAGUCUGGCCAAAAAAGAUUUCAAGAAUUAUGGCUGUUUAGUUGUAUGUCUUUUGUCUCACGGAAUUGAAAAUGCAAUCCUUUGCUACGAUGGUAGAUAUGUUAACACAGACGAACUCAAGUACGAGUUCUCUUUGGAUAAGUGCCCCUCCCUCUAUGGCAAACCGAAAAUCUUCAUCGUUCAGGCUUGUCAAGGAAACCUGGAACAGAGCCAAACGGGAAUAGUUGCUCACAACAAUUCAUCAUCCGUAUUUUCACAGCGGGUCUCUCGUAUUUUUCAAGCUAGUUUUGGUCCAUUGGACACGCCUUCCACAAUAAGCUUGACAAAGACCGACGUUGAACCCAACUAUACCGAAGAAGAUUUAAAAGACAUGAAAAUUUUUGAAGACGCUCGAAAGAAUCCUCCAAUUAUGGAUUUCCUAACAAUCAAUGCAACCCUACCCGGUUUUAGAGCAUAUCGGUUUUAUCACGCAAAAGUGUUUCGAGGUAGCCUUUUCAUUCAAAGUCUCUGUGAGGCUUUGUCUGAAGAAUAUUUGCAUAAAAAACCGGAUGAAAGUAAGCAACACCUGGAAGACUUACUUAGAUGUGUUCAGGUUAAAAUCAGCAAAUGUUCAGAGGAACUCGAAAAGAAUUCACACGGAAACGUAUUCUGGCAAACUAUGCCAUGGGAAGUAUGCCUGAGCAAACAUAUUCGAUUUUGCAAAGGUGAGACAGAAGGCACUGACAUCUCCUUACGCGAAGUAUAAUUCCGUUGUAUCCGAAAGCCAUAGUUUGUUUAACUUGGAGAUUGCUGGCAUAUGAUGUCUACUACUAAUCAAUGAAAGAUUCAAAUUAGGUUUGGUUUCUUUAGUAGAGCAAGUGGUAAGCGCUUAGUUUUUGUUUCAACUUUAUUUGUAUUAUGUAACUGAAUCGCGUAAUCUACUGAAAGUGUAACCUGUGUGGAAUUUCUUUAACUCGUAGUUUUUCAAGUAUUUUUCUUUUUUUACUCUGAAGACCCGCAUGCAUUGGAUGGAAAUCCAGUUCUUAAUAAAGAAAACAGAGAUAAUAAAAUGAUUUUUAGAAUUUUA